This is a messenger RNA of Branchiostoma floridae (Florida lancelet), 3793 nucleotides long. RefSeq names its product otoancorin-like. Gene Ontology annotation, biological process: cell-matrix adhesion. The record is from RefSeq and is a predicted model, not a curated record. The coding region runs from base 1 to 3576 and encodes 1191 amino acids. Gene Ontology annotation, cellular component: cell surface. The transcript is spliced from 28 exons. NCBI's taxonomy places the organism in Eukaryota, Metazoa, Chordata, Leptocardii, Amphioxiformes, Branchiostomatidae.
AUGAGGUCCACUGUGCUGUUCGGGCUGCUGAUCGCCACAGGCCUGGUGGUUGCCGUGCCACGCGAGAAGAGACAGUUGGGCAAUGCCAGACCCUCACGCACCCCGCCCGUCAGGCCUACAGCGCCCGCUGUCCCAGCUGAACUGAAGGAUGGAAUUGCAGCUGCAUUCGGAGAUGCGUCCGCUCUUGAUCACUCUUCAGUUGCUAAGUUCAUCAACAGCCAGGCGAGCGAUUCUGACAUCGUCCGGGCUCUGAAAGGAGAUAUCGAGAUCAGCGCAAUUUCUAAUGACAACUUUAAAAUGAUACCAGGAAACCUGAUGACGAAACUCAACGAUGCAGAGUUUGAGAAGAUCACGGCGGCACAGAUCGUGGCCUGGCUGAAGCGCCCGAACAACCAGUACGACAUCAGGCAGCUGGAUGAGCUGUCCACCCGCGUCUCCACCGAGAAGUUCCUGGAGGUGCUGACGGCGAUGAAGGGCACAGCUGAGGCCGGAAACGCCGCCCGGCCCACCCCCGGGCUGAGCGCCGACGUGCAGGACUUUCUGGUGCGAAAGUACGUGGAGGCGAACGUGAAUGCCUCCUGCGCCGACAUGGCCACAAACCUGCAGAAAGUCUCCUUCAUGCCGCGGGGCAUGACGGUCGAGAACCUGAGGAAGCUCCGAGAGAACAGCGACCAGAACUGCGGACAGGUGGCGGAGGCUGUCUUGGACAUCAACAAGAACGGCAAGCGGUACUGCAUGAUGGCUGCCGACGCCCGGAAGGAGGUGUGCGCCUUCGCGCGCUCGGCGGCCGGAGACCAGUUUGGCACCGUGGAGAACCUGGGCAAGCUGCCGCCCUUCACGGACUGCCUGACGGCCCAGGAUCUGGAGAGCGCGAGCGCCGAUACGCUGAUCGACCUGUACGAUGACGGGUUCUUCCUAAACGUGGUUGAACUGCCCGAGGGCGGAAAUGACAUCGUCAGGCGGAAACUGGAAUCGUCAGACAGGAUGCCGAAAGGAGCUGACCUCAUCACCUUCUUCAACAACGUCACCCUGGUGGAGAAGCUGGGUCCCGCAGCCGAGGUCAUCGGAGACAUGAUCGGCGACCUGAGCCAGCUGGAAGUGCCCGCCAUGAAGAAGAUGAAGCGGACGAUCUCGGGCAGCCGCGUGUGUAACGCAGGGGAGACGGAGGCGAGCACGAAGGCACCUUCCAAGGAGGAGAAAGAGCUGGACCGGAAGCUGCUCCAGGCUCAGAUGGAGGACCCGUCCGCCGUCACCGCCGACACCCUGAACAGCCUGGCCGGGUCCCUGGCGGAGAUGGCGCCGUCGGAAAUAGAGAACCUGAACCCGGCCGCCGUGGUUGACGCCAUCAGCACGCUAGCCGAUGAGGACUUCUCCUUUGGGGAGGCGAGGGCUCUGAUCGAGAAGUACAAGUCCGGAGAGUCCGUCAGCGGAGCAUUGUCUGCAGCCCAGGUGUCCUCCCUGGGGAAACUUGCCGCCAAACUGCCCGUGGACGAGCUGGACCAGAUGUCCGAUGCCGACAUCCGGAGCUCCAUCUCCACCUUCGCCAGCGCCAAGGCCGACAUGAGCCCUGCACAGGCCAAGAAGAUCGCCAAAAAGGCCCGCAAUGGAAACCUCUUGGAUCAGCUCGGGAGCGGAGAGAUCAACAGCUUCUUCGACGCCCUUCCUCUGAAUGAGAUAGAAAGCAUCACCGAUGACAUUGCCGCUGAUGUUGCAAACGGGGACUACAGUAAAUACAGCAGCCUGCCGAUGACUAAAGCGCAGGCCAAGUCCGUGUUUGGAGUGAUUGAGUCCGGACUGAGUGGAGGGCUGGACAGGGACACUGUCAUUGAGCUGGGGAACGCGAUUGCCGGUGCCGGGGAUGACGCACUGGAUCUCAUCUCUAACGACGACUUCGCGGAGGUCGCCACAGCCAUGACUGAACAGGCUGACUUCGGCUCUAAAAUGAUCCGCAAGAUGGCGAAGCGGUUUAAGGACGAGAUCAUCACCUCCUUCGACGCGCUGACCCAGACUGACCUGGACACCAUUCCCGCUGACGUCAUCCCAGAAAUGACAGCGGAGGACCUGGAUGCCGUUCCGGCCGCCCUCUGCUCAGCCGUGACCCAGAAGGUCGCAGGCUCCGAGCGGCUGUUCGACACGCAGGAGAUCCGCCAGCAGAAGCACGCCACCAACGCGCUCAGGUGCCGGGGUAAGGAGACCAGCGGGGAUCUGGGCGAGUCUGACGUGGAAGAACUGGGUAACCUGAUCUGCGGCGCUGAGGACGCGGUUCUGGGCAGGGUGGACGCUUCAGGCGCCAGGACUGCUCUGGAGAACCUGCAGAACUGCCCGACUAAGUGCCUCUCGGAAGACAGGAAGACUAAGAUUCGGGAAGUCUUUGGGAAGAUGACAGCUGAUGCAGAGCCAGCUCAGAUUGACGUGGACUCCAUCGCUGCCAUCGGCCUGAACGCGUAUGUCCUGCCGGACGCAACCAUCGAGGGAAUCCCCAACACCGUCGUUGCCGAGGUUCUCUCCAUGGUGGAUGAUAUUGACGUGGUGAAGGAGGAGGUACUGGAACAGAUGGACAGCAGCUGUGGAAUUGACAGAACUGCGAUGUAUAACAAGAUUGUGGAGGCCACCACAGGAUCGUCCAGCGCCAGACGCAAGAGGUCAACUACAGUUUACACCUGUACGCAGGUGCAGGACCUCGGGAACGCCGCCGUGAGUCUGACGGAAGCCGAGCUGGGCGCCAUGACGUCUGCGGAGUUCACGAACUGCCUGGAGACUCUGGGCGGGCUGACCGGCUGGAGCACCGGCCAGCUGGAGACCAUGAGGGACAAGGUCUUCUCCGACAUUGCUGCAGCUGAUACCUUGACGACCGACCAGGUCUUCAAGCUGGGUAAGAUCGCCACGGCUUUCACCACCAGCCACCUGUCGGCCCUGGACCUGUCCGACAUCGACGCCGUCUACAACAUCGCCCGGCACAACGGCUACAGCGCCGCGCAGACCGAAGCCGCCUUCACCAGGUACCUGGGCAGCAGCGCGGUGUCCGGCAUCACGACCGAGCACCUGGUGGGCCUGUCCAACUUCCUGGGCGGCAUGACGGCUGCUCAGAUCGGCAUGAUCGACAACACCGCCUUCCUGGACUCUGUGGCCGACAUCGGGAACCUGACGGGCUUCAGCUCGGACCAGUUCACGGCUCUGAAGGACAAGGCGAUCUCCGCUAGCGGCGCCGUCAGCACCUGGUCAGCCGCUACUGUCCAAAACAUCGGCACUGUGGCAGCUGGUCUGAGCGAGGCUGAACUGACUGCCCUGACGGACGCCCAGGUUCCGGAGCUGACUCCUGGCGCCAUAGGACUCAUCCCUACAAGCACCUUCGCAAACGGCUUUUCCGUGGCCCACAUCAACCUGCUGAGCAUGGAGCAGGCGCAGGCCGUCACAAACGAUCAGUACUUCGCCCUCUCCACCGAGCAGAAGAACGCCGUCGACCUGGCCCAGUACGGCUCGGAUGACGUCUCCGACGCGCCCCCGCGCAGCGGGGUCAGCGCCGUACACGCAUGCGUCGUGCUGGUUUUCUCCGCUGCCUUCAUCCGCCUCCUGUGAUGACGUCAUGGCCCCUCUGACGUCACGGCCAGCCUGACGUCACGGCCAGUCUGACGUCACGGCCGGUGUCGUCAUGGUUACAUGCUGCUUUGCCGUGUGGAAAUCGUGUUUGUUUCUAAAGUUUGACUGAAAACGAAGAACUGUCUAGUCAAGUUGUUUUUUCUCUAUUUUAAUGCAACGUCUGCUCACAAACCUUGUAAGAUAUAUAAUUUUCUGU